Molecule: messenger RNA, 766 nt
Organism: Racocetra persica
Lineage: Eukaryota; Fungi; Glomeromycota; Glomeromycetes; Diversisporales; Gigasporaceae
Source: the annotation of a GenBank genome assembly
AUGGUUUGGUAUUAUUGUACUAUUUGUGGUGAAAGUGGAAAAAUUGUGAGUACUCAAACAGAAAGAUUGCAUCGACAAGAACAAUUUGGAAGAAUAGAUCAUUCUAUUGAUAAUACAAGUAAUAUUAAACAAAGAAAUGAGCAAAAAUCAGAAUAUGAAAAAGUCAAACAUGAAACAGAACAAGAAAUAGAUAAUGAGGAGAUAGAGCAAAUAAAAAAAUUUAGAGUAGCAUUAAAUUAUGGUUCUGAAGAUAGUGAAACUGAACAAGAAAAUGAUUUUGAAAAUUUAUCUUUGAUAAAAAAUACUGGACUACUUGAUGAUAUAGAAUUAGAAGAUAGUGAUAUUGAAGAAGAAACAAUUUUAAACUUUAAAACUUUUACUUUACCAUAUACUGCAAUUACAGCUUUAUUAAUGUUUAUUAAAGCUUUAGUAUUUAAUGAUGAUUUAAAUUUUCCUGAGACAUUAUAUAAAGCUAAAGAUGCUAUAUCAUUUAAGAAAACAAUUAUACAAUUUAUUAAGAAUGUAUUAUGGAGCUUUAUUUUAGUUUUAUGUGAUAUACCAGCAAGAAAUAAAAUUUGUGGAUUUUCUAGCCAUUCUUCUAAACAUGCAUAUUUUAAAUGCAAAAAACUUUUUAAAACUAAUGAUACUUUAGAUCAAUCAAAUAUUGAUAAUUAUACUUUACAAACUAUUAAAGAACAUAAAAUAAUAGCUGAGAAAUGGAAAUAUUCUGUAUCUAGUGAGCAUAAACAGUUGUUUGAUCAAUAUG